Chiloscyllium plagiosum (whitespotted bambooshark) is the source of this 2412-nucleotide messenger RNA. The record is from RefSeq and is a predicted model, not a curated record. NCBI's taxonomy places the organism in Eukaryota, Metazoa, Chordata, Chondrichthyes, Orectolobiformes, Hemiscylliidae.
ACAUUGAUGCUGGCAGCACGGACACUAGGACCUGGGAAGCACUGAGUGAUCAACAGGCGCUAGGACCCAGCGGAAGAUGGGCAACACCGGAAGUGACGCAUGUCAGCGUGCAACCGGAAGUGGGGAGAGCUGGAAAUUUUGGAGCGGGAUGGCGUGCACAAUAGAGAAGGUGUUGGCUGAUGCAAAGGUUUUGGUGGAGCGACUGAAGGAUCAUGACAAUGCAGCUGAAUCUCUCAUCGAACAGACAACAACACUCAACAAACAAGUGGAGAGUAUGAAGGAAGUUGGAACAGGAAUCCCAGGCAGGAACCAGGAAGAUUUUGCAGAGCUGCAGAAGCUGGCCAGUCACAAACCACAUGCCAUCCUCUCUCAAGAGAACACUCAGAUCCGGGAUCUGCAGCAGGAAAAUAAAGAGUUGUGGCUUUCACUGGAGGAGCACCGUUAUACCUUAGAACUCAUCAUGAGCAAAUACCGGAAGCAGAUGUUACGGCUCCUAACAUCAAAGCAAAAGCUGGACAGUGCACCCAUUACCAUUUUACACCAGGAGCAUUCCCAGGAGCUGCAAACCCAAGUAGAACAGAUAUGUAAAAUGGCCAGAGUAAUGAGGAAAUCUGUUCAAGUGGACGAUCAAGAGUAUUGUCAAAUUCAAGAGAAAAUAGCCCAGCUGGAGCUUGAAAAUAAAGAAUUACAAGAGCUAGCAUCAUUCAGUAAGGAAGCAUUACUUCCAGAGAAUCUUCACCAGCCACCCCAUUCUAGUAAAUAAUUUUAGCUCCAACAGUCUCUGCAUCUACUUCCUGCGCUGCCUUGCAAACACUCGAACAGUGCCUCCAGUUUACAGCUGGCUGUGUUCCUUUUGAUGUUCAGAAAACAUUGAAGUUUUAACCAGGGACCAGUGCAGCCCCAUGUUUCAUUGGUGCUUUUAUUGCCUUUGGGGAAUCUUUUGUGAACCAUAACAUUUUACAGGGGUGCUUUUCCCCACAACAGCCUCCUCCAAAAAAAUCCCAUUUCCUUUAGUCACAUGUUGACAUUUAUGUCCCACCAUCACUGUCGCCAGUUUUCAUGUGGUCUGUCUCUGCUAAGACGACCUGUCAAGCUAAGCCUAUGGACCUCAUGUCUCGUAAUCCAGGAACAGGCCAAGCACCUCUGACAUGACAGGUCCUGUUCUGCCUCAAUUAAUGGUACUCAUAUCCAGCAAGAUUGUGCCAGACCGUUAGUGCGUAAUGCAAAAGCCAGUUCAGAACUCAUUAGGAAAUUAUCAGUGGACCAAAAGCUCUGACUUCGAACUUCAGAUGUGAUCGGUAUUGGUGUUUGUGAGUUCAUGUAUUCCUCACUAUUUGCUCCUUGCUGAGUUAGCUGAUCUCAGCCAACAUUGCAUUACUGACCUUAAUGUUCCAACCUAAAAUAGGAUAAUUAGCCAAGAUUUUUGCAAUUCAUAGCUUGCUUUCUGCAAGAAAGAAUGUAUGGGCAUGGCCUGAGAGAGAUCAGACUCAGCUGUGAUGCCCAAUCCAUUAAAUAGUCUUCUGAUCCGAGACGCACAGGAAGAAUAGCUAUUUGGAUGCACUGAAAGACUGUUCCUACUAUCAUCAUGGUAAACACUUUUAAAAGUGAUGUGGGAGAAAGUUGAGGGCAGCAAAUACUUUAAAGACCUGAGUAGGUGUAUGGUUAAUAUGAAGGCGUAACCACAUCUGAACUGUAAUGUUCUUGAUCAUUCUGCUGUUCAUCACCUUGAAUGUACAAGAGUUUUUUGAACAGGACGGGGUAUAAAGUCCAACUGAUGUUCCUGCUCCAUGAAUCCUUCAAAUAAAAGCAAAAUACUGUGGAUGCUGAAACAUGCACCGAAGAUGCUGAAGGAAUUCAACAGGUCUGGUAGCACCUGUGGAGAGAGAAGUAGAGUUAAUGUUUCAAGAACACUAUGACUUUUCUUCAGAACUCAGAUACUGCCCAACCUGCUGAGUUUCUCCAGCGUUUUGUGUUUGUUCCAUGAAUCCUAAAGUUUUGUUCUGUUUUCUUCUUUUCCCGUCUUUCAUGCACCAUUUACACCACUGUGUGGGGCCAGAGGAAUUACACUCUUGAAUUCUGAUCAUUACUUUCUAUGCACUUAAGCUACUCUAAGAGAUUAGUUUGAAAAAAUGUUCCUAUUGAUUAAAAAUAAAGAUGGUCAGUGCAACAAUAUUUUAUCCAAAUUGAAAAGGGAGUUUCUCUGUUCUGGUACUGUGUGGAGAUAGCUUUGCCUUCCUGCAUAUGUCUGCAUGUUGACAGCCAGACUAAGAGGAGCCGAAGGUUUGAGUAAUGGGAGUUCUGCUCAUCUUGGAUUCAUCAUUUAUAGGACUGGAAAACAGACUCUGGAACCUUUAACUUGCUCAGCCAAGGCCUAUCAUUUGUAAUUGUCCAAAUAAAUUGUGAUUUUUUUUU